This is a messenger RNA of Mugil cephalus (flathead mullet), 2424 nucleotides long. It is a transcript of the gene aldh7a1, whose product is annotated as aldehyde dehydrogenase 7 family, member A1. The coding region runs from base 47 to 1792 and encodes 581 amino acids. Gene Ontology annotation, molecular function: aldehyde dehydrogenase (NAD+) activity. The transcript has 2 exons. The record is from RefSeq and is a predicted model, not a curated record. Lineage: Eukaryota; Metazoa; Chordata; Actinopteri; Mugiliformes; Mugilidae.
CCAACGAAGCGGGCGCCCACCGCGUCGAAGCAACUGUCCAAUCAGAAUGCAGCACAGCACUUGUACUUCCGGUUUAGCUCUGACGCGAAUAUCAAGUGACUGUAAAACUGUACUUCCAUACUCUGGAGUGGACGUGGCCUUGCGGACCUGCUAUCAACCACCCAUGCAGCGCUGUCUCACUCUGACCCUUGCCCGGCACAGCAGGCUCCUGUUAAGAAAUAAGUUUGCAUCUGUCUACUGCCAGCAGUCAGCAGCCAUGUCAGGUCUCCUCAUCAACCAGCCCAAAUACUCCUGGCUGAAAGAGCUAGGUUUGUCUGAGGACAACCCUGGUGUUUACAACGGAAGCUGGGGAGGCAGCGGGGAAGUUGUCACAUCAUAUUGCCCUGCCAACAACGAGCCAAUUGCCAGGGUUACCCAGGCUACUUUGGCCGAGUAUGAAGAAACUGUCCAAAAGACAAGGGAGGCUUGGAAGGUGUGGGCAGAUAUUCCAGCUCCGAAAAGAGGAGAGAUUGUGAGGCAAAUUGGGGAUGCACUACGAAAGAAGAUCAAAGUCCUUGGUAGCCUGGUAUCUCUAGAAAUGGGCAAGAUCUACGUUGAGGGAGUGGGUGAAGUUCAGGAGUACAUAGAUGUCUGCGAUUAUGCUGUUGGUCUGUCAAGAAUGAUUGGUGGCCCCGUCCUGCCCUCAGAAAGACCAGGCCAUGCCCUUAUUGAACAGUGGAACCCUGUUGGUCUUGUUGGCAUCAUCACUGCCUUUAAUUUCCCUGUGGCUGUCUAUGGCUGGAACAAUGCCAUUGCUCUAACCUGCGGCAAUGUCUGCCUCUGGAAAGGAGCCCCAACCACUCCUCUCACAAGUGUCGCAGUUACCAAGAUUGUGGCUGAAGUGCUGGAACAGAACAACUUGCCUGGUGCAAUCUGCUCCAUGACCUGUGGUGGCGCCGACAUUGGCACAGCUAUGGCAAAAGAUGAGCGUGUGGGUCUGUUGUCUUUCACUGGCAGCACCCAUGUUGGCAAGAUGGUGGCCAUGAUGGUGCAAGAAAGGUUCGGUCGCAGCCUGCUGGAGCUCGGUGGAAACAACGCUAUCAUCGUGUUUGAGGAUGCUGACCUGAAUCUUGUGGUGCCCUCUGCUGUCUUUGCUUCAGUGGGAACUGCUGGCCAGCGCUGUACCACGACUAGAAGGCUGAUGCUGCAUGAGAGUGUUCACGACACAGUGGUUGAGAGAAUUGCCAAGGCCUACAAACAAGUUCGCAUUGGAGACCCCUGGGACCCAAGCACCCUGUAUGGUCCUCUGCACACCAAACACGCUGUGGAGCAAUAUCUGGCAGCUAUUGAGCAGGCCAAACAGCAGGGAGGCACACUGGUCUGUGGAGGAAAGGUGAUGGACCGCCCUGGAAACUAUGUGGAGCCCACCAUCAUUACAGGACUGGCUCAUGAUGCACCAAUCGUCCAAACUGAAACCUUUGUUCCCAUCCUUUACGUCCUUAAGUUCAAGACAGAAGAAGAGGCUUUUGCUUGGAACAACGAGGUCAAGCAGGGCCUGUCCAGCAGCAUCUUCACCAAGGAUAUGGGCAGAGUUUUCCGUUGGCUGGGACCCAAGGGAUCCGACUGCGGCAUUGUGAAUGUCAACAUUCCUACUAGUGGUGCUGAGAUUGGAGGAGCCUUUGGUGGGGAGAAACAUACAGGAGGUGGAAGAGAGUCAGGCAGUGAUUCUUGGAAGCAGUACAUGAGGCGUUCAACAUGCACAAUAAACUACAGCAAGGAUCUUCCUUUGGCCCAGGGAAUCAAGUUUGAGUGAAGCCUUCAGGAGGCAUAUUUACGUUUCAAGCAGCCCAAAGGGCAGCUCACAAUAAAGGACAAUUAGUAGCAGAGUGCAACUGAAGAAAUGCUUGACAUUUGUCAUUGCAUUUUAGAAUUCAGAAAGGUCAGCUCAAAUUUAACAUAAUUUGAAUCUGUUUGUAUUAGUCAUCUAUCAAAACUGUAUCUUUGUUUGUGGCUCUAGAUGUUAAUCUUGGAUUUGAUAGAGUUUCAGAAUAGUUUUGUGUCAAAGGUCAAAUGUUGUACCCCCCCCCCCAACAUUGGUGUGCACUUUUCUUCAAGCACUUAGAAAGUGACAUUGAUUGCUAGUUGACUGUGUCUCAUACUUUAUACUGUAUGAAAUAAUAAAUCUUGCCGUCAUUUUGCAAGAAAAUGGAAGUGGACAUUAUUAAUGUGAAUUUUAAAUCAUUAUAAUGCAAAUAGCUCUUCAUCACAUACUGCUUAAACAGAUUUUCCAUGAACGCAAAAAAACUAACAAUGUAGCACAUACAUCACUAGACACAUUUACAGCAUUAAUACUGUACUUUGCAUGUAAAGCACUCUAAAAGAAGCAAGAGUGAGAAUGUACAUUACAGGCAAUCAAAAAAAACAAUAAAAGGAAUCUUGUUGAUA